UAUAAAAUUUUUUCUGUAAACAAUUUCAUAACUUUUCUAUGUUAUAUACCCAAAGAUACCUUUUAAAAUCUAUGUGUCUAUAUUUCUAUGACUCAAUUUUAUUUCAAAAAUUUUAUUUCUGAUUAUUUUUCAAAACAAUAACUAUAAAACUUCUUCAAACUAUAUACUAUUAUCCCUCCUUUUAGCAAUAUAUAGUUGUGUCAUAGACUUAAACCAAAAUAUGAAUAGUCCCAUGUGUAAUAAACAGAUCAAACAUACUUGCAGAUUUUCUUUUAUUUUCAAACUUCUUAUUGGCACUCUAUCUUUUAAACUCUAUUAUCUGUGUCUUUCUCAUCUCCCUUGCUUAAAAGAAAAGCACUUUCAAACUAAUUUUGAAUUCUCAUUCUACACUUCUCAUAUUUUCUUCUAUUGGCUCUAAUCUCUAAUUCUACUCAGAUUCCAGAUUAUCUACAUGUACACCCAAACAAAUUUCAGUUUAUAAUUUUUAACUUCUUUAAUUCAUGUUCCUUCUUGAAUGUAUUAGAAUCCCAAAUAUUCCUGAUUUUCUUUUAGAAGUAAAGAGAGUUUCCCCUAGGGCCUUCUUCGGCUGCUAUUUUGGAGCUGAAUCAGUUCUCUUUGCAGAAGUGCAAAAAUUUAGCUGCCUGGGUACUUGGAUUAGGGAGAAGAAAGGCUAAACUCAAAAACCACUGCAGUUCCUGAAGCUCCAGAUCAUGGUAGUUCUUUUUAACCCCCUUCUCCAACUCAAGAUUACCAUGGGGGUGAAACUGAAAUUAUUAUAUGUUUUUACAGUCAUGUAAGAAUUCCCUAAAAUAGAUGAAGAUCAAGUAGGGAUUAAAGGUGACCCUGGUGCUUUACAUUUCUCAAUUUUCUAACAAAUCUCUGGUCUAAGGAAGCCUACAUUCAAUGGCAUAGCAGCAACAGCUGAAGUCACUGAGCAUUAGGAAAAAGCAAACCCCGACCCCAACCCGGGGCAGGGAGCAGUCUUUCCCAACAAAAGCUGCAGUGAGCACAGUUAAACGUACUCCCCAAAAGUUGAACUCUAAGGUGAAUAGCCAGCCACAUCUGUCUCUUGGUCCUGGAUACUGACAGUUCUUGCUAAGAUUCCAUGAGAAAAGCCCCUUUUCCUGGUGCCUGGGAUGUUUUGCAUCUUGUAUAAUUGAAAAUCUGUUACCCUAAAAAAGAACUACAUUUCCUGGGAGCCCACUGACUUCCUGUCAUUACAUACUUCUGUAGACAGAGGAUAAAGUCAGUGGGCAUUGAGGCUCUCCCUCUCUUUGACGUGCAGCUAGCAUGAUGAGUGGUGAGUGAGAAUUUUGAAAAUGGCUAAUCAGCCAUGGGCACGUGGUCUUUAUUUUGUAUUCUCAUUAUUCCUUGAUUUCAAAUGAUCAUUUUAAGAAAUAUCCAAAAAAUAUAUAAUUUUUACUAUUAUUAAGAUUUAAUGUUAAAAUUUAUGGUUGGUAACCAGAAGGGAUGAGAAAAACUCCAUUUCCUAGAUAAAUUUUUUUAAGCCAUGUUUCUCCUGCCUCGUUACACAAAGUUGGCUUCAGUGGGAGAAACCCAGUGAUAUUUCACCUGUAAUGAGGCAGCUUUGUUUCUGUAAGGGAGAAUGUCAAUGUUUAUCCGUAACCUGCAUAAACUUCUCAGAAGAAGAGACAAGCUGGGAGACUACUCCAUCUAUUUUUCUCAACCUCGUGUCUCACCUGACCCCAAAACCCUUUUCCUAGGAAUUGAUAAAAAAAAAAAUUAUCUGCUUAGUGCUAGUUGCUAAAAAUUAAGGGUAAAUCCCAGAGCGGCCUUGGCUUCAAAACAAAAGAACCAAUCACCCUGCACAAAUCAUUUCAACCAUAGACAAAUUCUUAAUAUUUUAACUUAUUUUACCUGCUGCGUGCUCAAUUCCUAAUAUAAAUUUAACAUAUAACUUGGCAAAAUGAAGUGGGACACUUCACAAAUGAUUUCAAACACCUAGAAUUUUGAUUAUUAUAAUAAUUUAUUAAUGAAAGAGAGAAAUAAAGAAUUUGCCAGCUGGGGCAGAAUUCCCUAAUGGAAAAUUGCACCGGUCUGACAUUAAGGAACAGAUUAUAUAGGUUUCCAAGAUACAAGUUAUUUCUCUUCACAUACAGGUUCUUAUCUGACAACAAACAGACUUUAAUACAGGAAUUUGAGGUUGGAGACAAGAAGCCCAUCCUGAGGUUGUGAUCUAAGGAGUGUUUAUCUUUACUUAGUCAAAUGUUAGUUCGCUGACCCUUUGAUAUUCCUGAAAUUCCUCCUUGUCUCUUGCCACCCGAGCUAGCAGAAACCAGUUUGUUAUCUGCCUAAACAGUUUGAUCUUCUGGAGGGAAGGGAAGCCAGAUCUGUCCCCUAAAAAUGUGGACAGGGUCUAAUCUGCUUUGUCUCUUCCUAAUUUUUCCAUCUUUGGUCUUUUGGGGGCUACUUCAAAAGGAAAAAAGCAGAAUUUUAACUUACUGCAGUCUUCACUUAAGUUAGGUUUUAAAACAAAAUUAAAGACCUAUGAUGUAUUUAAAAUGUAUGGCUAUUAUGAAAGUUUGAGGUUAGCAGGAUUAAAGGAAAAGAGAUAUGAGUACACUUCAGUCCACGGUUUGAAAUAUUCCCACCAGCUUGGAUGGGGUCCCCGGUCUCCCCUCCCUGAUUCCCGUCCCCAGAGGUGGGCACACAGAAAAGAACCCCUUCUUGUAGUAGGACCCCCAAAUGGCACAUUGCCAAUCCUAUGACAGUUGCCAGUUAUUGGGUAAUUGUUUCUAACCACAGGAAUGCAAAUGAUGAGCCAAAUUUACAGGCCAUAAAGGUUUAUUGUGGGAGGGCCAGCUCACCACAUGUCAGAGGACCCCAAGCGCUGGGAGAGACCUCCGGUAACCUUGAGAUUCAGACAACUUUUAUACCAGUACAAAAAUAGCACAAAAUAGUCAAACCCCUCACUAAGGCCCUGCAAAGCAGUUAUUUCCUUCAUCCAAAACCUUAAUCCUCACACCAGAAUAUUCACAAAAGCCUGCCACAGUCAUGACUUCUGCUGUCUUAGAUUUACAAUUGUUAUUAUCUCAAGAUUACUGAUGACAUUAACAUCUAAUCAUCCUAUAAGGGGGUGGGAGAUUUUUGUCUCACUCAAUCGUUCUUCCUGCCCUUUGUUUCCCCAAAAGGUAUUUAAGACCCCCAAGCUCUGUUAGCCUUUGGAGAACCAUCUUUAUUUCAAUGGUUCUGUGUUUUUCCUAGUUAACACAGUCAUAGCUAGACAUUCAAAUUAACACUAAUAUCUCUUUUUCCCUAAACCAGGAAAAGGUUAAUAAUUCUUACCUUUCUAAUAGUGGCAUUAAAUUAAGUCCCAUUCUUUUCUUAGCCCUUCUACCAUGAGGCAGAACCUUUCUUUGCUCUUUUUUUUUUUGCAUUUAACUUUCAAAUAGGCUUCUAAUAAAAUUCCUUUUCCUAUUCGAAUUCGAUAUUUUUACCAUCUUUAUUCAAAUACACUUUUCUCUACCAUGUAUUAUUACUAUCUUUGCUAAUUAAUAAUCCAGAUUAUUUUCCUUGAAGAUUGCAUCACUUAAGCACUAUAUCUUUAGCACUUUUUAAACUAAUUCAUGUCAUACAUUAAUUUCAAAAGUCCGUAGUACAAUUUUGGUAAACUAAACACAUGAUUGAACAAAUUCUGAUAGCCAGAUUGUCUCAAGCAUUAAUUUACAUUAAAAAAAUAAAAUCAUUCUUAUCCCAAAGAUACAUAUUUUAGUAACAAUUCAUAACAGGCAUAUUUCAAAAGGAAUUUCCAUAUUUCAAACUACUGAUACAUGUUCCAUUUCAAAUUUACAGAUUUCAAACUUUUUUUCCUUCCUACUGUUCAUAACAUGUGAGAGCUUCCUCAUUAUUUCUUUACUAAGUCUAUGUCACUAUAAGUUAUAGAAUCACUCUCAUUAAGCAGUCACCCUUUUGUUUUACACCUUUUAAGUUUUGUAUAACCACUUAUGAACCUUAAAGCAAGCCUCCUUAACAAGCAGGCCGGUGACCUAUUUUCAAGAUUAAGAAAAACAUUAGUUAAAUUUUGAUAUACUCAGAUGAAAAACAUUUAUAAUUUCAAACAAAAACCCAUUCAAACCCUUUUAUUCACUUUUUAAGUGAAUAAAAUUUUUUAUGAUCAAAACAUACUCCAUGCUAAGGAGCAGAAUAGAAUGUAACCUGAGGCUGUAAAAAAAAAAAAAAAACCUUUUGCAACACUAAAUCAUCACUUUUUCAUCCAGACUGAAAUUGAGUUUAACAAGCAUUAUUAGAAAUUAGGUUGUUGAGGGGGCGGAGUCAAGAUGGAGGCUUAGCAAGCAGCAAAAGUUCAGACCUCAUGGAAGACUCUUCCUUACCGAUACAGACUGAAUGCUCCUAGGGUGCUGAAACCCAACCUGAACAACAGGACAGAAGCGGGGAACCCUCCUUCUGGACCCAAAAGGUACGCCCCCCAAAAGCCGGAAUCCAAGAAUACUCAGGGCUAAGGGGAAGGCAGAGGGUAGAUCCCAGGACCCCUCCCCCACAACCCAGAGCGCUGAGCCCGCAGCAACAGCAGCGGGAACCUUUGAGUGGCCAAAGGUGCUGGCUUGGAGGGUCUACCUUGUGAGCAGCAGGGGCCAGGCUCGGAGAAUCCAGCUUGGACAGCAGGGAGGAAGCCAGGGAGAGAGGGGGGAGAGUCCCUCCAUCGGGCUCCAGCCUCACUUUUGCCUCGGGGCAUAACCAGAUCAAUCCAGCCAAUUCAAUCAGAACUCCUCAGAGUUUAGGGAGGAGGGCAAAGGCACUUGUGGACAGUGGAGAAACAGCUAGAGAGAACUGGAGAGAGCCUGGGCGGCCCAGCCUUCCAGGUGUUUUCAGAGACUCAGUUUCAUACUGCAUACAGCCCAACCCACUUGAAUUAAAGCAAAAGCCUCCAGAGGACAGGGAAGCUAAUAUUCCUCCCCUAGAGACUGUACCAAGAGAUCUGACAAAGCUCCAAGAGGGGAGACUGACAGCCCCAAAACCAAAACAAAAUGAGAGGAGCAAGAGCACAGCCAAAUACCGGGAGCAAAGGUGGGGUAAACUCGAUCAAACAACAGAAAAAGAAGAAAGAAAUUACAAUAGACAGCUUCUGCACAGGUAAUGAGCAAAGAGCGAAUGAAACAGAGGGGGAGGGAACAACAAAGGAAAAAUCAGAAAUCCCAGCGAAUUGGAUACAGGCUUUGGAAGAACUCAAAAUGCAAUUCAAAACACAAUUAAGAGAGGCUGAAGACAAUUGGGAAAAGAACUUAAAAACUAAGAUAAGUCAUCCAGAAACAGAAAAUAGUGUCUUGAAAGCCAAAAUCAACCAGCUGGAAAAUGAGGCAAAGGAGAUGAAAGAUGAGGCAAAGCAGAUGAAAAGAUGAGGUGAAGAAGAUGAAAGAUGACGUCCAAAGAAAAUCCGACCAAAAGGAAAAGGACGACCAAAAAACUAAGGAUGAAAUCCAGUCUUUAAGAACCAGAAUACAACAAUUAGAAUCGAGUGACUUCACAAGGCAGCAGGACUCUAUAAAACAAAACCAAAAGAAUGAAAAAAAUUGAGGAAAAUAUGAAGCAUCUCAUUCACAAAACAGAGGAUUUAGAAAAUCGUUCAAGGAGAGACAAUUUAAGAAUUAUGGGCCUACCAGAAGACCAUGACAAAAGAAAAAGCCUGGACAUUAUAUUACAGGAAAUUAUUAAAGAAAACUGCCCUGAAAUCCUUGAACAAGAGGGAAAAGUGGAGACUGAUAGAAUCCACAGAUCACCUCGUGUACUUAAUCCCCAACUGACAACACCCAGGAAUGUUAUAGCUAAAUUCAAGGACUAUCAGACCAAAGAAAAGAUAUUACAAGCUGCCAAGAAGAAGUCAUUCAGAUACCAAGGAACCACAGUGAGGAUAACUCAGGAUCUGGCUGCAUCCAUACUGAAAAAAAGAAAGGCAUGGAAUACGAUAUUCUGGAAAGCAAGGGAACUAGGUCUACAACCAAGAAUCAACUACCCAGCAAAACUGACUAUAUUCUUACAGGGGAAAUUAUGGUCAUUCAACAAAAUAGAAGAAUUUCAAGAAUUCGUAAAGACCAGACCUGAACAGAAAAUUUGAUGUCCAAGCAAGAGAAUCAUCAAAAGGUGCACAAGGAGGAAGUCUCCCCACCUUGGGGCUCCCACCCCCUGAAGAAUCACAGUCUAGCCCAAGCAGAGACCCUGGAGCCAGAGGGAAUGGCCCCCGGGACCCUGAGGCCCUUUUCCCAGGGGUCAAUAACAUUCAAGGAUGUGGCUGUGGACUUCACCCAGGAGGAGUGGUGCCUGUUGGACCCUUCUCAGAAAGAGCUGUACAGGGAGGUGAUGCUGGAGAAUGUGCAGAAUCUACUCUCUGUGGAGGCAAAGACUAAUUUUGACGUGAAGAUGUCUACAAAGCUGAGCUUUUUUGUGGAAGGAUCUGGCCCUAUAGGAGGCAUGAAUAAGGAUCCCUGUGACUUCAUUUUGAGAGAAACCUUUGACUGUAAUAUCAAGGUAAAUAAGAAUCGAAAGAGUGACUAUGAAUUUGAUGAAAUUGCAAAGAAAUUCAGCCAACAUUCAGUUCUAAAUCAGUAUAUGAAAUUGACAUCAGGAAAUGACUGUUGCAGUGAUAGUGAAUACAUCAAAUGCUUUCCUGAAAAAGAAGGAUUUAGUCAGUCACAUGAGAAACCUCCUGAAAUGCUCAUGUAUCAAGAUAACUUAGAGAGAAUCACCUAUGACUUGAGUUUAGACCUCACAAGACAUAUAAAGAGUAAACACAUAAAGAUGUUUUCUAUGAGUAAUAAAGGAGUGAGGCGUUUCAGUCAAAACUCUGAGCUUGGUUCAUAUCAAAUAAUCCACUCUGGAGAGAAACCUUAUGAAUGUAAACAGUAUGGAAAGGCUUUCAGACAGAGGGGAAAUCUUGCUAAGCAUCAGAAAGUUCACACUGGAGAGAAACCUUAUGAAUGUAAACAGUGUGGAAAGGCUUUCACAGAGAGGGGCUAUCUUGCUGCACAUCAGAGAAUUCAUACUGGAGAGAAACCUUAUGAAUGUAAACAAUGUGGAAAGACUUUCAAACAGAAGAGCCAUUUUGCUGGACAUCAGAAAAUCCACACUGGAGAAAAACCUUAUGAAUGUAAACAGUGUGGAAAGGCUUUCAUACAGAGGGGCAAUCUUGCUGUACAUCUGAGAAUUCACACUGGAGAGAAACCUUAUGAAUGUAUAUUAUGUGGAAAGGCUUUCACAUGGAGGAGUGAUCUUGCUAAGCAUCAGAGAAUCCACACUGGAGAGAAACCUUAUGAAUGUAAACAAUGUGGAAAGGCUUUCACACGGAGUGGCCAUCUUGCUGUACAUCAGAGAAUCCACACUGGUGAGAAACCUUAUGAAUGUAAACAGUGUGGAAAGGCUUUCACACAGAGUGGCUAUCUUGCUGCACAUCAGAGAAUUCACACUGGAGAGAAACCUUAUGAAUGCAAACAAUGUGGAAAGACUUUCAAACAGAGGAGCCAUCUUGCUGGACAUCUGAAAAUCCACACUGGAGAGAAACCUUAUGAAUGUAAACAGUGUGGAAAGUGUUUCACAGAUAGGGGCAAUCUUGCUGCACAUCAGAGAAUCCACACUGGAGAGAAACCUUAUGAAUGUAAACAGUGUGGAAAGGCUUUCACAGAUAGAAGCUAUUUUGCUGUACAUCAGAGAAUCCACACUGGAGAGAAACCUUUUGAAUGUAAACAAUGUGGAAAGGCUUUCACAAGGAGGGACAGUCUUGCUGCACAUCAGAGAAUCCACACUGGAGAGAAACCUUAUGAAUGUAAACAGUGUGGAAAGACUUUCAAACAUUGGAGCCAUCUUGCUGGACAUCAGAAAAUCCACUCUGGUGUGAAAUCUUAUGAAUGUAAGCAAUGUGGAAAGGCUUUCACAGCAAGAGGCCAGCUUGCUGUGCAUGAGAAAAUUCACACAGAAGAGAAACCUGAUGAAUGUAAUAAAUUUGGAUAGCCUUUCUCUUAAUGCUCCACAGUUGCUUCAUGUCAUAAAAUCCCCACUGGAGAGAAACCUCAUGAGUGAGGCUGAACUCAUAUUUGCCACUCUUAGCUUAUUUAACAUAAGAGGAUCCACACUAGCAAGAAACUUUAGGAAUAUGAUCAAUGUGGUAAGGCCUUGACAAUAAUCAUCCCUUAUUCCCAAGCAAGAAUUCCAUUUGGAUAGAGAUCUUAUUCCUGUCAUCAAUGAAGAAAGACAUUGAAAUGGAGAUGCCAGAGCUUGUUCAAUAUGAGAAAAUGUCUUCUGAACAGACCAGUUCCAGAUGGAUUUCCUGUAGGAAGGCUUUUAGCCAGAGUCAUCUCUUUAUAUCAGGGAAUUCAUAGCGAGGGGAAAAAACAAAACAACGUAAUGUAUAUGCUCAAGUUUUUGUGCUUUCCUCAGGAAGAGGGUGAUCACUAUCUUUUGGAGAAAUGCAAAUGAUAACAAGUUUGAGGGACUAGCUGAGAAAUAUUGGUCAAGAGAGUCUGCAGUCGUAAAGUACAAAUGGAGGUGACUGUGGAAUGAAAAGCAAGAAAAGGAAAUUGAGCAGAAGGAGGAGAAGAAACAGGCAAAAAGACUAUAUAGCUGAAAAGACAAUAGAGUUUGUAAAGACUGUGAAAAUUUGUAAAUAUGAAGAGGACAGAUGGGAAACAGGACAGAUGAAGUGUGCCGAAAAACAUAAACAUUCAUAUUUUAGUGCAUGCAACAUAAACAUACAUGAAAGCAAGAAGAGAUUUUCAUCAGUCAACUUGAGAAGAGGAACUUGGGGAAGAGAGUAAGUAUGUGCAUCCAACACUACACAAAAUAGAGUACAUGGCCAACAAUCUGAUAUAUAUAUUUACAGACCCCAUGUAGGUAAAUGGGAGUAUUUUUGGUGGGGGAAAAUUGAUGUGUAAAUAAGUAUACAUUUAGUAUUAGCUUUAUAAGGUAUUAAGUAAAUAGAAAUAUCUAUAGCUUUUAUCUACAGAUUAAUAUCAGGGCAUAGAUUGGAUUAAAAACAAUGAUUAAUAUAAUUGUAUAUAUGUAAAUGCAUAUCUACAUAUUUAUACAUAUUUGUAACAGAAUUCUUGUAAUUAUGUACAUAUUUAUUUUUAAGUAUAUAGCAUAUGGAUAAAGAUUAUAUAGAAUAGGAUAAGGAUUUUAGUUAUCAAGUUAAUGUAACAGUUUAGGUAUAGGGUUAUAAGUUAGCAUAACGAAUAGAAUAAUGGUUUUUGAAUUGUUCAGAUAAGAGUUUUUUUAAACUAUAAUUUGCAGAAGUUUUUUUUUUAUUUCUCAGUGAGUUGGAUGUGAAAGCUGAGGCUAAUGUGUUUAUUGUAAUUUUUUAAUGGUUUCCUAUUUUUAUACAAGUCUGCUUUUGAGUUGGAUAAUAGAUAGAAUGGUUAAUUGUAUUAGUUAGUAUUUUAAGAGUUUGAUGGAAAACUGAUUAGAAAUAAGAGUAUCCUAAUGUUAGAAUUUUGUAUUGUUUUGGAUUUUGUAGCAAUGAUAGGAUAUAGUCAGAUGUUUGUAUAGUUUGAACUUUGCAAAUAUUUUGUUGAGUUGAAACUUUGUAUUGUUUUGUAAACCCUACCCUUACCCUUCUUUCCUUGGGAGACAUCCUGAGAAGAGCUAUAGUUAUAAAUAGGAGUAGUAUACAAAGAGUAGGGGUGAUUUAUUCUUUUGGGGUUAGAUUAUAGUGUAAGUACAUAACAAGGUAAGUAUUUAAAGGGUCACAUAAUGGGAACCUGGUGGGUUCUACAUAUGUGAAAGGGGACAACUGAAAGGCAGGAAUUUGGAUAAAAUAUGAAGGGCCAGAGAUGAGGAUACAGAAGUAUGCUGGAUGCAAAAAAUAGAAUGUAAGAAGGAGCUUGGAAUUCUUAGUGAGGGGUUCUGAUAGCCUGGACUGACAGUUGGGGGAGAGUGAGGAAGACACAGCUCCUGACCUGAACUCUCUCCAGAUCAAGUGGGAAAGUCUACCCAAAUUGCCUACUUUGGUUCUGGUUGUUCCUGAUUGAUCUUAGGCAUCUCAUUGACAUCUGUUGACUCCGAAGAAGACAUUAAUAGUGAAAUUGACAUGGACUUCUGAGUUACCUCAAGUGGACUCAGUCUACAGACUGGUGGCUAGGUUAUUUCAAUCACCAUCCUCCUGAUAGAUCAAAUUAGCUCUGACCUCAAUUCAAAGACUGUUUGGAUGGUCUUAGACUAGUUUAUUUAGACAGGAAGGUGAGAACUAGACAGAGAAGAAGGCAGAGUGGGUCCAACAGUGUUGACCACCCAAGAGAUCCCGGGAGAUCAGGGGGAACUGGGAUAGGUAGAUAUGGGAAAAUAUUAGUGACUUUCUUAGCCCCAGAUCCUCCCUAAACUCCUCAGUACCAACUCUAAUAAAUACUUUUGUUUAAAAGAAAGUCAGAUCUCCUUUGUCAGUGAAUUCCAUGCCUGAGGACAUCUAUCUUGCCCUUAGGCCAGGGAUGAGCAGCUAAACAGAUUCAAGACUCAACUAACCUUAUCACUGGUCCAAAUUACCAUCUUAGGGGAAUGGGGGAGACAUUCUCUCCUCUGGGGGAGGGCAAAGCUCCUCCUAGGCUCCUGGUCCAGACAGAGCUGUCCCACCUGACCAGGAAACUUUCCUGUUCAUCCUUUUUCUAUGGUCCUUUAAAGGGAUGGACUGAUACACAGACACUCAGAUACACAGAGAUAUGUGAAUUUUAAAAGUCUCCAUCUUGGUAUAGCACCCAAAAAUUGUGCACACCCACACUACACGGGCAUGUGCUAGUCAAUGACAAAUCAGAAAUAACUAACUGCCCACCUGGGCUGUCCUAAGCCAAGCUAGAGCCAACCGUUGGUACUUGUGAGACACAGGAAGUGAGGUAGGGAACAGCCUCUGAAAUUCGCACACUUCCUGUGGAGAGAGCUAGACAGGAGUUCGUGUUAGAAGCUUGGACAGGGAGGACCCCCGCAGACAGCUUUCCUUCAGAUCGGUCACGUGAGUUAAGGACUGAUUCUUUCCAUGUUGGCCCUUUGGGCCUAAAACUCCCUCUGCCUUGGUCAGAGGUUGAGUAGCCCCUUUCCCUUUUCUCCUCUCUCCUUCUCUCCCUCUUCUUUCCCUACUCCCAUUGUGAUUAAACCUCCAUAAACUCCA
This is a messenger RNA of Monodelphis domestica (gray short-tailed opossum), 11116 nucleotides long. The record is from RefSeq and is a predicted model, not a curated record. NCBI's taxonomy places the organism in Eukaryota, Metazoa, Chordata, Mammalia, Didelphimorphia, Didelphidae.